AUGUCAGGUACCGGGGAACUGGAUGUCUUGACAGUUGAAUUCUCAGGCAAUGCACUGCUAAUCGCUGAUAACUGGGAUUCGACGUUUGUAAACGUUGCUUCUCGAUACGGUGUAGGAAUUGUCUGCACUACACCUGAAGGAUUUGCAAGCGUUUUGACCUACUACCCCGACCAGUUGGCGGAUUUGGAGAGUAAUUUGGAGGAGAUCGCAAGCAUUGCUGGAUUAUCGUACGGAACUGUCGGAGCUGAUGGCCAGACUACCGGUGUUGUUGCAUCCGGCGCUGAUAUGAGUGUCUGGAAUAUUGGUGAAACCGGGAAAAGCGCUUGUGCUGGUCUGAAAGCCAAAUGCUAUGUACCGGAUAUUUGCGGACCCGAUGGCACUGACAAUACGCCAAGCACUGGCUCCGGUUCUGACUCGGGUUCAGAUUCUGGUUCUUCGGGUUCCGGCUCUGGUUCUGGUUCUGGUUCUGGUUCUGCCUCUGCACCAGCUAGCUCCGCGCCAGUUGCCUCCGCGCCAGUUGCCUCCGCGCCAGCUGGCUCUAACUCUGGAUCUGGUUCUGCCUCUGGUUCUGCACCAGCCGCCUCUGCACCAGUUGCCUCUGCACCAGCCGCCUCUGCACCAGUUGCCUCUGCACCAGUUGCCUCUGCGCCAGCUGGCUCUGGCUCAGGCUCUUCACCCGUGGGUUCUUCAUCCGCAGCCUCGAUUUCAGGUUCUAACCCCGCCGGAAUUGCCAAUGCUUCCCCAGUUGCAUCCCCAUCAGCUGCUGCAAAGGUAAAUCCUUCUGUUAUAGCUGCUCAAGUCAUUUCAGCGCGUUCCGUAUGGGCCGGAUACAGGGCUAAUGGAACUGAUACCACAGUGGUGAAACACAAUCCUUCUACCGCUGUUGUGACCAUUACCUCUUGCUCGGACAACAAGUGUACAGAAACUCCUGUCACCACUGGUGUCACAACGAUCACUGGAAUUUCUACCACGUACACCACAUUUUGUCCUUUGACUGAGCAAUAUGCCGCGUCCAAUACGAACUCCAAAAUAGCGCCUCUCUUGGUUCCGUACUCAACUUGGUUAGCACGGGGAGGAUCUAACGGUGGGUCCAAUGCUGCAUCCAGUGUUGCAUCCAGUGCCGCCUCCACUGUAUCACCAUCAAAGCAAACUACCACUUCUACUGAGGCUGCUGUCGUUGGUUCAGCUUCCACGAGCAAGUCCACCGGUUCUGGAGCUUCUGUGUCUCUUCAAUCUUCUUCUUCCCACACUGGUUCCACAGCGUCUUUGAGUAUCUUUACCGAUAACCAGGGUGUGGAAGUUCUGGUUUCCAAGGGAGCCCUAUUGGCUGCUGCUGCUCUUGUAUUGUUGUAA
Messenger RNA from Lachancea lanzarotensis, 1353 nucleotides. RefSeq names its product LALA0S01e19196g1_1. The coding region runs from base 1 to 1353 and encodes 450 amino acids. The record is from RefSeq and is a predicted model, not a curated record. The transcript has a single exon. Lineage: Eukaryota; Fungi; Ascomycota; Saccharomycetes; Saccharomycetales; Saccharomycetaceae.